Messenger RNA from Felis catus (domestic cat), 3108 nucleotides. RefSeq lists its product as uncharacterized. The transcript is spliced from 4 exons. The coding region runs from base 2080 to 2787 and encodes 235 amino acids. The record is from RefSeq and is a predicted model, not a curated record. NCBI's taxonomy places the organism in Eukaryota, Metazoa, Chordata, Mammalia, Carnivora, Felidae.
GUGACAAACAGAUGCAUGAAGUUAUUCAAGGCCCCAGGUAAGCCAGCCUCUUCCGGGAAGCCCUUCCUUAUGGCCAGGGAUUCACAGCAGUCUCGUCAUUUUCCAAGCUUGAAUUAACUGAUCUUCUGUCCGAUGCUCUUUCCUUGGGGGUUGGAGCCAAUGGGGUAAGAUCGUGUCUCCCCAUCGCUUGGGGUCUCCCACAGCCCUCAGCCCAGGAUAUGACACAGGGAAGCUGCUGGACAUGCUGAAAUCUGUGCACACAGACUCUUUCCCCCACACUUUGCUUGCUCUUGCAUUCUCGGCUGGUGACACGCACACUCUCCAUAUCCAGGCCUUCCGGCAUUGUCCCCACACCCUCCCAACCUAGACUGCUUCCCUCUUUGGCGAUCCCCAGAUCCCAGGCCCUUGCUCUCCUGACCAAAUGCCUUUCAUCACAGCGCCGAUGUGUGCUCCACACUGAAUCAUGCUUACAGACUUUAGCACCCCUCUGGAGGUAAAUACUCUCAUGCUCGCCUCACAAAGAGAGAAACUGAGGCUCAGAAGGGUUAAAUACUUGCCCAAGGGCACAGAGCAGCAGAGAGGUAAAGCCAGGGAUGCACCUAGAGUCUGUAAACCUCAAGCCCUACAGCUCGUUCUCUCUCUUGUUCCACCCGAGGGGAGCUGAGCCUUGAACCUAGUCACUCUGAGGACAGAGCCAAGAGAAGAAAGAAAUUGAGUGAACACAAAAUAAAAAAGCGGUCAGGGAGAGGAAUUUCCCCCCAGAGUUUUACCAAAGAGAGCCCUGCCUGAGUUACUCCUCCUGGUGCUUCAGAGACUCACUUCACACACACCCUUCCCGGGGACCCUUUUUCCCCUCCAUUGGCCCAGCCCGCAGCCUUAGUAAAGCACCCUCAUUAGAGAGAGGUUCAGUCCCCCUAAACGUCCCCAAACAGUCUGGGGGGUGGGCCCCUGGGGUUAGACACAGAUGGGCAGGAAACAGAGAAGGGUGGGGUAGCCCAGGACGUGCCCGGCCGGGUCUCUGAUACUGCCUAGGGCACAACCACUAUUCCCGAGAUAAAGCGGAGUGAUGUUGGGGGUGGUUGGGGCUACAUCUGCCAGCGCCUUCCUAUCCUAAUCCUGCCUCCUCCCACCUGAUUCUGCACUACUUCCGACACAUCAUGCCCCGGCGCCUCCCUCCUAUCCUUUGGUGGCUGCGUGAUGACGUUAGAGGUGGAAAGCAGUGAAAACUGGAGUCACAGGUUUUCAAAGGAAGCACCCUUCCAUGUGCCUACUGAGCAGAUAGAGAUGGGGGAAGGUGGGGGGGGGCAUUUACAAGUGCAGAGCCUGCCAUCCCUAGGGACAUUUGGGCAUGGGAAGGGGGGACAUUUUCAGUACCUUUCCCAUCUUCCUUUCCUCCUCCCGACCCAACACACAGACACACAGACACACACACACACACACACACACACACACACACACACACACACACAAAGAAGAAGGCAGAGUUGGGCAGAAAGCAACAGAAAACCAGUGAGCAAAAUUCUGAACCUUAAACUGCCAGGCUCCGGGCUGCCUGUCAUGCCAAAUUUUCUGCCCUCUCUCUACUCUAAAGCUCCCCCUCCAGGCUACCCACCUUGGGAAAAAGAAAACAAGAUGGGUAGGUAGAAGGAAGAAAGAAAAAGGAGGAGAAAGAGAGUCUGGCAUUCAUUUCCCAGGAAAGCUGGUCCUCCACCCUACCCCCAUGCCCUCCGGACAGUCUCCCUGAGUGUCCUUCAGAAAUCCAAGGAGACGCCCACAACCCCUCAGGCUUCACCUGGGGCCAGAGCAAGGCUGGUGAAAGAGGAGGCCCAAGGGGAAUUGUUUUGGAAAGUUACAAGUAGCUGAAAAUAGGGGCUUAGCACGAGCAAGCCUCCUCAACCUUGACUGUAAUAAAAACAGAUAAUGCGUGAGUGAGCUAGGGAGAGAGCGCUGGCAGGGGCCGCAGAGGCCGGCUGGAUGCAGACGGUUUAGAAUUCAGAGGAGAUGCCAAGUGAGUAAACAGCGAAUGAAGGAUUGUCCGGAUGGGCCAGGAGCCAUUCCAGCAAGAAAUUGGACGGGGACAUGUCAGGAUCCACAAGCACUUUGACUCCUCAUCAAGGGAGCAGGGCCUGCUCCCUCCUCCAGGCUGCCCUUUGCAUUGCCCCUAACGAGCAGGAUCCAAAGAACCGGAGCUGUUUCCAGGACUGCAGCAUAGUGAUUCCACUUUCCUCUGCCAAUCGCUCCCCGAUCAGCCAUGAGCUGAAGCCACGGAAGCGACCAGGCUACUUCAAGAGCUCCCUUUCCCCAGUGAGGACUGCUGUGAAGAAGAAAUGCAAGGCUGACCGUGGAGAACGAGGGGGUCUGUGGACCCGCCAGGCCCUGCUGGGAGAUUCUGUCUCGCCACCUUCCCUGACCUGCAGCCCUGCCCAACCACUCCUCUGGGCUGCCUUCCUCGCCGUGGCCCCUGAGGGAUCAUCCUGGCAUCAUGCUCUUCGGUGCCCACCUGACCCUCACCCCCAGGGAACAAGUCCCCAGCUAAGUUUUCCUAUUUCAGAAUGCCAGGACCUUCACAAUCUGGCCCAACCUACCUUUUCCAAGCCUCAACUCCGGCUAGCGUCCCCUAACAGCUUCCCUUCUGGCCACGUCCAAGCACUCAGUGCUGCUUCAACUGAACGAGACCCCACUUCCGGGCCACUGCAUGUGCUGUCCCUCGCCACACCGAACGCCUCACCCCUACUGCUCACGUGGCAAGCUCUUAGCCUUUCUUCAAAACCCAAGGCCCCGGACUAAAGCUCAUGCUCUUUGGGUCUGCUGGUGUUUGCUGGAACCCCAAGCCAACUUCUCACUGCAAGCUCCCCCUUUCCAGAGUCAUCUGUGGAUAGAAGAGCUAACACAGGUCAUGUUCUUAGAACGGCACCUGGCCCGUAGUGAUCACUCAACACAUCUUUGCUGUUCUGAAGGUAGCUGACUGACACUGCUUCAGUGGAACCCCCGCCCCCCGACUCCUCCUCCACCAGGGCUGAAGCAGGCAUGUCCUCCCUGGAGCUUCCGGAACCCCCAUCCCAGACAUCAAUCACUUGGUGCAGGAUAAUGACAAGAUAACAGCUGUCA